Carcharodon carcharias (great white shark) is the source of this 4411-nucleotide messenger RNA. RefSeq names its product microtubule associated serine/threonine kinase-like (gene mastl). Gene Ontology annotation, molecular function: ATP binding; protein serine/threonine kinase activity. Lineage: Eukaryota; Metazoa; Chordata; Chondrichthyes; Lamniformes; Lamnidae. The record is from RefSeq and is a predicted model, not a curated record. Gene Ontology annotation, cellular component: nucleus. The coding region runs from base 67 to 2907 and encodes 946 amino acids. The transcript has 12 exons. Gene Ontology annotation, biological process: intracellular signal transduction; peptidyl-serine phosphorylation.
UGCAGCGGCGCAAUCGGCGACUUCCAUUGGAAUCGGGAGGAAUGGUCUCUCGGUUCCAGUUGGAAGAUGGAGGUUCCGAGUCCCGCUGCCUUGUACAAGGAUGUGAAGAUGAUCAAGGUGCCGGCAGCCCCCAGUAUCGAGGACUUCGCCAUCAUCAAACCCAUCAGCCGCGGAGCUUUCGGUAAAGUGUACCUGGCUCGGAAGAAACACGAUGAGAAGAGGCUGUACGCUGUAAAGGUUGUCAAGAAAGCUGAUCUGAUACAUAAAAACAUGGUGCACCAAUUGCAGGCAGAGAGAGCUGCACUGGCACUUAGUAAAAGCCCUUUUAUUGUGCACUUGUAUUAUUCACUGCAGUCUGCCAACAAUGUUUACCUCGUGAUGGAGUAUCUUAAUGGUGGGGAUGUGAAGUCUCUGCUUCACAUUUAUGGCUAUUUUGAUGAAGACAUGGCUGUAAAGUAUAUCUCUGAGGUUGCUGUUGCUUUGGAUUAUUUGCACAGACAUGGUAUUAUUCAUAGAGAUCUGAAACCGGACAACAUGUUGAUUUCUAACCAGGGCCACAUCAAAUUAACUGAUUUUGGUCUCUCCAGAGUUACUCUGAACAGAGAGAUAAACAUAAUGGAUAUUCUGAACACACCAUCCAUGAUUAAUCCAAAACUGGAUUACUACCGUACUCCAGGCCAGAUCCUGUCUCUCAUCAGUUCUCUGAGCUUUAACACUCCAGUGGGAGGGAAGACUAAAGAUGCAUCGCCAAUAUUGAGCCCUAUGAUACAUAACAACGCCAGUCUCUCCCUUGGAUCACUUUGUUCUCUUCUGCCUCAGAGUGCCAAAGCGUGUGACAAAGAGCUUAAGACAAAAGGUGCCGACAGCUCGUCUUGCAGUCCUUGUAUGCCAGUCAGGUAUCUGACUCCAGACUUUAUCCAGUCAAAUAAAAAGCUUGAAACAUCAAGUGCCAGCAGUCAGUCACACCUGGUACCUUCCAGCGCAGAGUCAGGGUGCCUAAAUAGCCCACUCUGGGAAAAAGAGGGUAAGGAGGCUGUACAGCCUGCUGCUGGUGUGAUGAACAUUGUUGAUACAGCUGUCACAGGGGACUCCAUUAGAAAGAAUGACAAUGAUAAAGACAAUUUGGCGAUCGCUGUUUCUCUAGCUGAGAAUGAAAUUAAUCGAGAAAGCGGGCUCAUUGGAGUGAACAGACACCAUCAGAUUCGGGCCACUCCUCUUAACAAUGUAGUGGCAAAGGGCUUUAUCAAAAAAUGCCUUUACAAAACUGUGAGAAGGGAAGAAGAUAAAUGUACUUCACCUACAGCUAAGGUGACCAAAGAUGCAGUGCAUAGAUCUUGCAUCCCUAGCCCUUCACCUGCUUGUGGAGCUGAGGUACUGGAAAGUUCCGUGAAUUUCAGCCAAGGUCUAUGUCACGUGAUGCCAGAAGGGAUGGUUCUGUCUGAAAAUUUAAAUCUUCCUGGCUGUUUAAUGGAUUCCUCACUGAGUGCUGCCCAAGAAUAUCAUGAGAAUGGAUUUCAAGAGGAAAGUCGAGAUCAGCAAAACAAAUUAAAGAGAACCUUUGAUCAGAUGGACCACAGCCCAUUUUUGGUCAGCUCCUGCAGGAAGAAGUCUAAUUUUGAGUAUAAACGUGGAUGUGAAAUACCAGAAUUCCAGCCAGUUGCUAGAACUGGUUUAACCAGGGAAAUACAGGCACUGGAAUUGGGUUCUGCAAUAAUUAACUGCAAAAGUCCUGAUGUAACUGGUGGGGACUUGGUGGAGAACACCAGUAUUUCUGAAAGAAUAUCUGAGAUUACACCCGUCACUUCCUUAGCCAAAAAUCUGUUGAGUGAACUGGAUGAGCAAUGUGAAAAGGAGGACUGUAGAGAUGACUUUAAUUGUAGUUUUCAGACUGAUGAGAAUGACAGGAGUCUAAAGAGAAGCUUGAGCAUGUAUUCAGCCUUUUCAACUCAGGAUGCAUCUUUCACAGAAGAUAAUUGUGAGAAAGCAUUAGAUGCAAGUGCUAAAGACACUUCAUUUGAGGAGUUCCCAGCUAAAGAUAAAGUAACCUCCCAGUCUCGUCUUCUGUAUAAAAUGCUAUCUUUUCCUCACUGUACUGCUCCAAAGCAUCAGAAUAUAAGUCAAGAUAGUAACCAGCGCAUCAACCACUCAACAGAAAUCGACCCUGACCUUCAGCCAUCACUCCCUGUCAAUCCUUUGACUUCGUACCAAAAGAAGCCUAUUGUAGGAUUCCGAAGUUAUUGCAGCCCAAUAUAUGAAUCUGAUUUGUCCGUACAAUCCAAGAUGAGUAUAGAUUCUGUAGAGAAAAUGGAUACAUCCCUUUGCACUGGGAGCUACCCACAAGCUGUGACACCGCUACCAAGAGUCCAACCAUACAGGGUAACUGGAUCAUUUCAGACUCCACUGCUGGCUCCUGUGCUAACUCCUUAUAGAACUCCAAAAAGUGUGCGGAGAGGUCCGGCUCCAACUGAAGGGGAUAGAAUUCUGGGAACACCGGAUUAUUUGGCCCCUGAGCUGCUCUUGAGAAUGCCACAUGGUCCUGCUGUGGAUUGGUGGGCCCUUGGUGUGUGUUUAUUUGAAUUUCUGACAGGCAUUCCCCCUUUCAAUGAUGAAACACCACAACAAGUCUUUCAGAAUAUCUUGAACAGAGAUAUACCUUGGCCAGAAGGUGAAGAAGAAUUAUCUAAAAAUGCCCAUAGUGCAAUUGAAAUUCUACUGACAAUUGAGUGUUUCAAGAGAGCUGGAUUGAAAGAGCUCAAGAAGCAUCCUCUCUUCCUGGAUAUGGACUGGGACAAUCUACAGAAUUGCCCUAUGCCCUUUGUACCACAGCCAGAUGAUGAAACAGAUACAACAUAUUUUGAAGCCAGAAAUAAUGCUCAACACCUCAUCAUUUCAGGAUUCAGUUUGUAGCACCUGCAAUUUGCUAAACUUAAAUACUAUGAGGAUAAGGAAAAUACACUAAUUUGUAUGUAGCAUUAAUAUUAGAUUCAUGAAUAUGUACAUACAGUGUCUGGUGCCAGUGAAGGCUAUCUUUUGUUUCUUUUACCAUAUUCAGGGUUGCCUUCUCAAUUUCCAGCUCUAAAUUAUGUUUCUGAAUGGAGGACCGUUAUUUCUUAGCAGAAAAUGAGAAAAUGCCAAAGAAAAUUAGGAUCUCUGAGCUGCUUUCAUGUUCCAUUUCAUUCAGGUUAGAGGGCACUGGAAGACAAGGACGUUUGGCUGCACUUAUUGAAUGGCUCCAGAGUAACAGGGCAGAAAACUUGAAUUGAUAGCUCCCUGAAAUUGAAUUAGUUGUUAGAACAUUUACAGCACCAUAGGAACUGUAAAGGGUGAAUUCAGUAAGCUGGAACACUGUGAUAUUUUUUUAAAGCAUACAAUCUGGAACAUCGCCCAUCCCUCAAACACUUGACAGCUAAUAUUUGAAUGGAGCAUUCAAGCAAACUCCAUUUUGGGAACAUUUAAGUUCUGAAAAGGAGCGUUUUGGGAAAGUCAGCUGCGUAGCAGACUGCCUGAAGUAUUUGAAGUGUUUGACAUGACUAUUUUUGCUGCACUUUACAAACAUGACUUGGGGAUCUCAUAUUAUCCUUUGUUAGUUGCAAACAUGUUUGUUUACUUAUUUGCAAUGAUCCUGGGAUUUAUUUUGGCCAUUUUGUUUAAGCUGUGCCAGGCUACCUAAAGAUGCUUUCACUCUUGCACCUUUUUAGCUCAUUGCGCCCCUCUGGAUUUUUUUUUAUUCUUUAGUGUUUGAUAAUGGAGUUUGUUACAAAUCAAGUUGAACCAAAGCUGUUCCUAAAGUGAACACUCCCUCCCUCAAUUAAAUGCACUUUAUUUUUACAGUUACCAACUAAGGUGGACAGCAAAAUACUGCAGUGGUUUUAAUUACUGGUGAUGUAGUUGGUUUUAAUGUUGCUUGUAUUACUUAGCCCUUAAACUUUGCUGUCCCUAUCUUUUUGUAUAUUUUUGCUUUGCUCAUUUCCUUAUCUCCACUAGAAUGGAAAUUUGUGUCUGUUCCUUACUGGUUGUGGUCUCUUAUUAGCAACCAAUAUGAACAUAGAUAAAGGAUGCAGUUAACUGUCUCAUGCUUCAGUUGGCUUGAGGUCCCAGAAUUUAAAAGGAAAGCUGUAAAUAUCUGUUCGCCAAUUACUGCAUUAUUUGGUAUAUCAACUCUUAAGAGUUUUCAUCUGAAGUUCUUUGAUAAUGCUGUAUCAAUCAAAAAUGAUAAUAAAUGUGUAUUCUUGAAUGUUUUUCUUGCCCUAUUUCAUUAAGAAUUUUCAGAUCAGCCCUGCCUUCUCUUUGCCAAUAACCCAUACCUGCACAUCGACAAAAAUCUACUCUUACCUUGUUUUGUGACAGACUAUCUGUAUAACUUGUGUGCAAAGUAUAAUGGUGACUUAAAUAAAAAUCUUUCAUUCAUGGA